Molecule: messenger RNA, 1397 nt
Organism: Rhodofomes roseus
Lineage: Eukaryota; Fungi; Basidiomycota; Agaricomycetes; Polyporales; Fomitopsidaceae
Product: polygalacturonase
Exons: 15
Coding region: 133-1275 (380 amino acids)
Biological process (GO): pectin catabolic process
Cellular component (GO): extracellular region
Molecular function (GO): polygalacturonase activity
Source: RefSeq, a predicted model, not a curated record
GCAUCAUCGUACAACCCACGGCUUUGAACGUUCCGCAUGGUGUCGAUAUCCCUCCAACGCAUAAAAGGACAUCGCUGGAGCUCUGUGGCCACCAGUGAUUCAUCCAGACUCACAAAGGCAGCCUCUUGAACCAUGUUCAGCACGACGUUGCUCUUCGUGGCCCUGCUCGUCCUCCGCGCUGUUGCCGUGCCCGAGGGCACGAAGACAGCUAAGCGGGCGACUUGCACGGUUGACUCGGUCUCAACCGCGAACGACGUUUCUGACUGCUCAACUGUGGUCAUCAAAGAAUUCACUGUGCCUGAUGGUGAUACCAUUACAAUGAGUUUCGCAGAUAGCGCGUCCGUCACCAUGACUGGUGAUGUCACCUUUGCAAGUACUACGGCAUCUGGACCUCUGAUCACUUUCGAGGGCAGUGAUGUGACCUUCAACGGUGGUGACUACACCUUCGACGGCAACGGCGCAGACUACUGGGAUGGGAAGGGUACUAACGGUGGCAAGACCAAGCCCCACCCCUUCAUGAAGAUCAAGGCGUCUGGGACUUUCGAAGAUUUUACUGUUCUCAACACUCCUGCUCAGGCGAUUUCAGUAGGGAACGAUGACACAUUGGUCAUCAGCAAGGUUACCGUCGACAACUCCGCUGGAGAUACCGAUGACCUCGGGCACAACACUGACGGUUUCGAUGUCUCGGCUUCCAACGUCAAGAUCGCUAACUGCGUCGUUAAGAACCAGGAUGACUGUAUCGCUAUCAACUCAGGCUCGAGCAUUGUGUUUGAGGACAACACUUGCUCUGGCGGCCAUGGCAUGUCGAUUGGUUCAAUUGCAUCGGGCAAGACUGUGUCAGGCGUGACAUUCGCAGGCAACACCGUCACGGACUCGAUGUACGGAAUUCGCAUCAAGGUGGACAAGGAUGCCACGAGCGGAAGCGUCAGCGACAUCACCUACUCUCAGAAUACGAUCUCUGGCAUCUCGGAGUACGGCGUCCUGAUCACGCAGUCUUACCCAGACAAUGAUGGUACUCCUGGCACGGACACCACCAUCAGCGAUGUGAACUUCGACGGCGAGGCCACCACUGUUGCCGUCGACUCUAACGCUUACCGUCUUACCAUCGAUUGCGGCAAAUGCACCGGCACCUGGGAUUUCAAAGAGCUCACCAUCUCCGGCGGGAAACAGGGCACUGUCUCUGCCAACGACGCUAAGGUGCGUCCACUCAUCUUAUAUGGCCAUUCUUUCAGCCCCCUGAACGUCCAUUCACAGAUCAACGGCGGCUCGUACUGAGCGCUGUUCUCCAGACCGAGCGGGAUGCCUGAGCCGUUCUCGAAAAGCAGUCCGGAACCGCUCACUAAUUGUCUGUCUCUCCUUCGGCGCGAGUCGUCGUGCAUGACUUGCGCAUUCGAGGU